AUGACGGACGAUGAGCCGCGCCAGCUCUUACCCGAGGCUGAGUCGCACCAAAACCUAUCCAACAAACUUGGCGCUUCUCGACCCCUUCCACCCAGAAACCGUAGUAACAGAGCAACAGCAUCGCUCGCCAGGCCAUCAUUGCCAAUGUCCGAAGCAGCUGCUGCUGCGAACACGGCCAGCAUUGCUCCUCGCCAACCGAGGGGUACCAAAGACGAGCUGGAAAGUUCGCACGACUCACAGGCGACUGCAAACAGCCACAAUGACGAUCGAGCACAUCUUGAAGCCUGUGGAACUGCAUCUCCUGAAAAGAUGGCAGUACAGAGAACAGUCUCGGGCACUUCGGUGCGCAGCGUUCGCUCCAUUGGCGCUACAGCAGACAUCCCCAAGGAGGAGAUCGAAAGAGCGCUCGAGGGUUUAGAUCGGGAUGACCUCGUUGUUGCUCUUGGACGCGCAAAGGUGCAAAUGGAUGAGAUCGAGGCUCAGCUCGACAGCCAAGUACUCCAGAAUGAGACCUUGCACGAUUCUGCCACUUGCUUGACUCAGCAAUUGGCCAAGGCCGAAUCUCAGGUAAACUCACUGCAGUUGCUUGUCAAGCAGAGGGAGGAGAGGAUCGACGAGGUCAUGGCCGACCAGGAGCGCAUGGAGGGCGAAGUCUAUUCCACCAUGCAGAUCAUCGAGCGCCUCCGCAAACAGCUCUCCGAGACCGAAAAAAGUCGCAACGAUGCCGAGAGACGCUACCUCGAUCAAACAGCCACCAUGGACAAGGAGCGUCAAUACUACCAAGACACUGAGGCACUCCUCAAAUCGCAAAAAGCCACACAAGCCUCAGCCUACGACAAGCUUCUCUCCAGUCAUAACGAACUGCUUCGCGAGCACGAGCGCAUCACUAAUCGCCUCGCGUCCAUCAAGGCCAGCACAGGCAUACCAGGCCUCGAGUCGCCCCUUACAACCACGCGAGAGCUGACUUCCGAUACACGGCUCAAUGGCCAGGAUACGUCAUCACAGGAAGCCGUAGACUACGAGCAGAGCGCACCUAGCCACAUUAGCCAAUCGCAAAUGUCUGCUGGUGUCGGUUCUGCCAGACUUGCCUCCUUCGCCGAGGAGCGAGACAUGGCUGCCCUUCUCGAGGAACUUUCUACGCUUCAAAGGUCCCACUCAUCGCUUUCAGAGACCAUGGCUACCCUGCAGGCUGAGCUCAAGGAUGUUCGAGCCGAGAACGCUACCUUGCGCGACCAGAAUGAGACCUUUAUGGACAUUCUCCAAGAGAAGACGUUCAGUGGUGCACUGCUCAACGAGAGUGCGAUGCUUCGUGGCAUUCGACGAGCCUCGAAUCGACGUUUCCGCGCGCAGGACGGUCUUGAAGAUCCCUACGACGAUGACUACAUCACUGAGACUGGCUCUUUGGGCACCGAUGACACCGAUGAUGAUGACCAGUCCGGCAGCACUUCCAUCUCACCCGGCACCAUCCCCGAGGAGGACGAAGACGACGUCGAUGAUGUUCCCGACACACCAAAGGCUCCGUCCACUCGAAUUCAAAGCUCUCGUCGAAGGCGCGCCGGUUCCGGCACCCUCUUACCAGCAACCAAUUUGGCAUCCGAACUCGAAGAUACAUCCAGCGACUCCGUGGCUGCCAGUCCCAGCGGCGAUCAAUUGGCACGAGAGAAGCGCACUAGUCAACGAGUCGGUGCUGUAUCGGACAGCAUCAACGAGUUGCAGCAAGAGGUUCGCGAGCUGCGCGAAGCCAAUCAGGCUCUCACCCUCUAUAUCUCCAAGAUCAUUGAUCGCAUCAUCGCACGCGAAGGCUACGAAAACAUUCUUGCUGUCGAGAAUCGUGGUACCGUUCGAGGUCCACGCCACAAGGUUUCCCGUGCCAAGCUCGGUCAGAGUCCAGAACGUAAUAAAGGAGCCAGCACAGAAAAUCUAGCUGAGUUGCGCAAUGUGUCGAGCACGCGCGCUUCCAGUCAAGGUGGCGGGCUCUUUGGCUAUGGGGCUAGCUCGGGCGGUUCUCGCACAAAGGCUCCGCCAAAGAGCAAACGCACGUCCUCGAUCGAUUGGCGCUGCUUGCCCUUCCUUGGCGGCGGUGCAAGCAGCGCCAACGAUGCGCCAGAUUCCACUUCGAAUUUGCGAUCUUUGGCUCUGCAGUCUGAUAAUCUGCUGAUACCAGCUCGCGAUGGGUCUGCUCGCAAGCUGCGAACCAGCGAGGAGAUUGAAGAUGAGCAAGAUGUAGCCGAACGUGAGCGCAUCCGACAAGAGCUGCUUAUGCGUGGCAUUCAACCGCCCAAGCAUCAGCUCGUGCAGAGCCCUACCGGACCGCGAGGACCGCGAGAGCGACGUCGUCAGAGUGUCCCGGCGACGCCUGGUGCUGGAGGUUUCGCAGCCUUCUUCUCGCGCGUCGUGGGCGGCGCAAGCUCGAAUCCAGUUUUGAGUCCGUCUAGAUCCGAUUCCCAGUCGCAGGCGUCGACGACUCCAGGCAGAAGCUCCGACACUGCGUUUGAGCGUGCCAUUUCGUCGACACCAGCUGAUCGCGAUGAAGAACGCUCUCGUGCCGUCCAGCUGUCGGCAGGAAGCGGCUCAAGCCUGACUAAACUCAACGGUGGGCAAGGCAUUGCUUCGAGAGCUCGACAGCAGCGAGCCGAAAAACUUCAACAGACGCUCGAGCUUGCCGCGGAAAGCAGCUCGGGUCACCCAUUCCCCUCGUCUUUGCACAGCAGCUCCUCGAACAGUCGCACCACCAGUGGGACCAGUAGUCACGCUGACAGCUCUAUCCUCGAGAACUCAGUUGCGGGCGACGAAAGCUACUCUUUACCAGCUCCACCGGCAGGCUCGACACAUUUGCCCUCGGAUGCAGGUCGGAUCGACUCGCCCUUGACCGGCUACGGUAGUGCUCUUCCGCCGCUGCCGCACGAGACCACGGGUGACGAAGAUCCUGAGUCGUUCCGAUCGCCGACGUGGUUGCAAAACGAGCCGAUGCCGCCACAGACCAGCCAGGAUCAAGGGUGGAAGCGCGCUUUUCGGAGGAUCAGCCUCCUCGGCACCAACUCGCACGACGCCAACGAGCAGCACACCGUGACUAGCGCCUCGACAAGCGACGAUCAGCGUAGCCCGGAAUCGGCUCCGGCAUUGUUACCGUUUUCGACCGAAGAGCGCUCGUGA
This is a messenger RNA of Mycosarcoma maydis (corn smut), 3153 nucleotides long. RefSeq lists its product as uncharacterized. Lineage: Eukaryota; Fungi; Basidiomycota; Ustilaginomycetes; Ustilaginales. The transcript has a single exon. The record is from RefSeq and is a predicted model, not a curated record. Bases 1 to 3153 code for a protein of 1050 amino acids.